AUGGCAACGGCGCGGGCCGCGCUGGCGCCGCGGCCGGGCGGCACCAUGUCCUACCUGGCCGCGGCCGAGCCCCCUGCCCCGCGGGCCGCCCCCCGCUCCCCCGGCACCGGGCCCCCGCGCAGCGGCGGGGAGCGCCACAGGAACGCCUCGGACACCGCCCAGGAUACACAGUUAAGAUCAGUGGAUUUGGAUCACGUCAUCAAACUACUUGAAGGUUCGGACUCAAAAGAUUUGGAAAAAGAGCAGCUGAAAACUCUCAAGAAGGUAGUCAAGCAUUUUGAAAACGGGAUUCCCCUUAAGGAUUUAGAACAAAUCAUCAAAAUUCUUAACCUGUGUUCAGAAAAAAUUAAGGAACAAGAAACUUUCACUGAGCCUUUAUGUGAACUUAUUAAAUUAUUUGGGUUACCAUUUCAAAAAAAGAAAUCAUCUGAUGAAGUAAAAUAUUCCACUGCAGUUUCAAAAUCCAUUGCCCAACUGGGUUAUUUGAUGAGAGUGCCAAGCUCUCAAGUUAGAAUACAAAUUUGUAAGUCUGUUAUUAACUUUUAUAAAAUGGAGCUACCAGGAAAACUACUUUCAGGUUACCAGCCAACAAGUGCAAAUUAUAAAAUCCAGAUGGCUGAAUUAGGAGGAUUAGCAGAAACUCUUGUUUUGUCACUAGCAUUAGUUGAAAAUCAACUUACUGAGAAGUUAUGGGUACUUAAAGCUCUCCAGCAUCUCUCCAGCUCUGGAGAAAAUUGCAGACUAAUGAUGAAGGCCCAAGCAGCCAGCAGGCUCUGUUUGUAUCUAAAUGCUCCGGAUCCCUCAGGACAGCUGGUGUUCCGCUCCUCACAUAUCCUAUGGAACCUACUAGAAAACGUCUCUAAAGAAGAAGUUGUUAAUCAGCUCAGUAGCUUGGAAUGUGUUCAUGCUCUGAAAGAAGUAUUUGUAGAUGCCCUACAUGGUUUCCGGCACUGUGAUCAUCAGCUACGGAAUGACCUCUUGGUGAUUGCCACAUUACUAGCUGAAAACCCUGCAGUACCUUUGGUUGAAAGUGGAUUUGCAAAGCUCUUAAUAGCACUUGCAACAUUUAAUGAAGUGAAAAUUCCCAAUCCAUUGGUAAAAGGUCUUAAACUUACCUACUCUUAUGAGGACUUUGAGAUGAAGAAGUUACUAUUUAACAUAAUAGGAGUCUUAUCUAAAAAUCCAUCUGCUGCACAGCUCCUCAGUGAAAGUGAUGUGAUGCCAGCUUUGCUUUAUUAUGUAAAACCAAAUCAAAAGCCUGGAUUUUAUGACUGGUCCGCUGCCCAAUAUGAAGAAUUGCAGCUUCAUGCAAUUGCAGUUUUAGCUGCAGUGGCUCGUGUGUUAAUAGAUAAAUAUUUGUCCUGCCAAGCGAAUACUCUUCUCCUUGUGUUUCUAGAAUGGUGUAUAGGCCAAGAUCCUUUCUUUGCUCAAGGUAACAGUUUCCAUGGAACAGGUGGUCGUGGCAACAAACUUGCACAAAUGCGCUACAGUCUCAGAGUGCUGAGAUGUGUUGCCUCCAUUUAUGAUGAUGCUGUGAACCUUAAUUUGUGUGACCAGGGAGCAAUUAGCCAGCUACUGGAAAUCCUAAGGUAUGCAGCAAACAAAUCUAAAAGGAAAGAAGAUGCCAUUCUACUGGAAAUCCAAGCUGAUACAUUAUUUAUUUUGUCUGUUCUCUGUGAAAAGGAUCUCCACAGAAAGGAACUCUUCAGCUAUGAAGGAAUUGGUAUACUUAUCCCAUUCCUUAAGAUGGAUCCAAAGGAGUUAUAUAGUGGAUUAGGCCACAGUUAUCUCCUCUUCAGUGCACUCGACUGCGUGUGGUCCUGUGUCAUUGGAUGUUACAUUGCAGAGGAUCAUUUUCUUGAAAAACAGGGCAUUUUUCUCCUUCUGGAUUUGUUGGCAUUAAAGGAAAAGAACCUGUGCAAUAUAAUUCUUAGAAUCUUGGUUGAAUUUUGUGGCAACCCUAAAACCACUUUGCACAUCAAUACCUGGCGAGGGGAGAAAGCUCAAACAGCAGCUAGCCUUCUAAUACAGUUAUGGAGAGAGGAGGAGCUGGAGCUGGGAGUCAGACGCGAUCAAUAUGGAAGGAUUGUUGACAUGAAGAGACCUAUUGCUAGCAGCUUCCAGAGACAGCAAAAGGUCAUUCCCGUGCCUGCCAGCUGUCCCAGCUUUGCCAUCAUGGAAAUUUCAGAGAACAUGCGGGCAAAACUUUAUUCAUUAUUUUGCAAGCUGGGUUUUGAAAAUUUACCUGGCUUAUCUACUGAGGAUUUUGUUACACUUGCUAUCAUUCGACGUUACAUUGACUUUAAAGUGGGAGAAGUUUGGAGUGAAAUAUGUGCAGAAGUAGAAGAAGAAUUCAAGCCUAUUGCGUCAGAUGAGGAUGCCUUGGAAUCUAUUUCAAAGGUAUCGGAAGAUACUGGAAAAGCAGUUAAUGCUCUACAGACUCAACUGAUUGAAAGUCAGCUCCACCAAGAAAUCCAAGAAGAGAACCAAACAUUUAGAAAAAUCCGAGCUACACAUAAGCAGAGGGAAAUAAUAAAUAAAUCUUGGGAAAAUUUCUUGGCUCGGACAUCAACCUAUGAGGCACUGAAGAAAGCAAAAAAGCUUCAGGAAAAAGCAAUAGAGGCUUCCAGAUCUAAAUUAAAGACUCAAACUGGAGCAUUCCAUUCUACUAAUAUUGAAGGCUUGCAUACAACAAUCGGGCCUGGUCGCUUGGUAACUGUUGAAAGUACACCUCGUCAGUUCAUUCAAGGGCCACUUGCUGGUACAGAUCUUGCUCUUGGAAGGCCCUCUUUUUGUAAAGGAGCCUCAAAAAAAGAUCAAAAGAGGUAGAACACUGAACUCAGUCAAGAAAAAAUCAGUACCUGUAGAACAGACAGUGUUCCAAACAGUGCUUUUAAUAUUAAUAUAUAGUUACCUAUAUGUAGAUACAAGAUGAAAUCUAUUUGUAAUGCUUUGAUAAAUUGCUUAGAACAUCUUGAGAGUAAAAUUGUAUUUUCCCUUAAUUAAUAUGAAUAUGGGGAUGUUUUACUAAUAUAGUACCCUGUACAAUAUGGUAGAAAGGUAUGUUGAGUCUAAUAAUUUUGUGAGCUAGUAUCCACCAUCAGUAGGUCCGGUAUUUAUAUUUCUAUCUAUUGCUGACACAGUCCACACAUUGCAGUUUAAGUAUCUCGUUGAUCAGGGUGAUAAACCUUCACAUAAACACAUUCAGUUCUUCAUUUUCCUGGAUACCAUACCCACGUGGUUCUUGUCCAAGUCCAUUUGGUUUCUUGCAUUGCCACCCUUAGCAUCAGGACUUCUGACACCUACUUCUCUCAAUCUUCAUCUAAACUCUCACUUAAAAGCUUGUUUAUGCCAACAGUUUCUCUGAGCCUGUUGGAGGGACAUGCUGAAAUGUCCCACUCCCUAUGCGUUGUUCACAGCCCUUUAAAUUAUCUUAUUAAUCUAAUUAUUUGUUGGGCUAUUACUCAUAUUGUCUCCAACAAAAACUCAUCCUCUUCCACCGUAGCACCUCUAGAAUACCAACACAAACUGGUAAGCACCAGACUUUUAUUUAGAUAACUCAGUUUCUAAGCUAUUUUCUUCUUUUUUAAUUUGGGCAAUGCCAGAAUUUGCGGUAUUACAAUAGAACAGGAUUCCCUGAAGCUGUUACUUCAUUUUAAAACCAGUUACUACCCAUUGCUAUGGCAUAAAUUUCUGUGACAUUGCAAGCUUGUAUGCUGUGACAUACAAACUCUCAUUUUUACCGGUAAGCAACAUCUUGAGAAAAGCACAAGCUUUCACUUUGUUAAUUGCCAACUUGAAAACAGGAAAUAAAUUUGAACUAAACAUAUUCCAAGUCCCUUUUUACUUCAUGAAAGAGGGAUGGUAUAGAGGGGUGUGCAUAACAUAAUGUUGUAAAAUUAUGUUUGUCCCUAUAAUAAGACAUAGCAGUGGUGACAUUAAAAAUAAAGGUAAAUAGUUUUGUUUCAAAAUAGUCUACUUAGAUUCUAUAAAAAGAAGAAUCCUAAGAAAAUAAUGAAAUAAAAUAAAACAGCUGUUUGAAAAAUGAUACUGGAAGUUUAGAAAAGUCUCUACAUGUGUAGUUUCCAAAGAUCAGAAGUGUUUUCUUAUGGGCAGCUCUGUUAAACAUCCCUAGAGUAAGGGGUUAAACAUUCUAGAGUAAGAAAGUAAUCUAGUACUUAAAGCCAGAGAAAUUAAAUUCAGCUAUGCUAAUGGAAUGCAACUUUUUAUGCUGGCCUUUUGCUGACUGAUACUUUUAAACUAUAAUCUACUUUCAUUAUGACAUUUUUUCCCAAAAUUAUCUGUAUGAAGUUUAAGUAUGUUUUAUUAAAAAACCCUGAAUGUGUAUUUCAAGAUAUGCAAGAAAUGUUAGCUAAGGUAUAUAGAUAUUCUCUUACUGAAGUCCUCUGUGUCAAGUAAAGUCUUGCUCAGUUAUUUAUCUUUAUAUUUCUCUGACAGCUCUGCAGCAGCUUUGCUGCUUUAUUACUGCUUGAGAGAUUGUAUGCUCCGUUGUCUUUUCACAAUUAAAACCAAACAAUAAAUAUUUUGCAGGGAGACCAAAGACUGUGACAUUUAGAGGGGUUUUCACAUGCUUGCACAUAUGUGAAUGUGUGGGUGACUCAUUACUACUGGCAGCAAGGCAAAAAAAAAACAAAAACGUGGAGGACUUCUAUAAGUCCUUCUAAUUUGUGAGCAAAGGCUACAGCAGUACAGUGUAGCCAAGCUAUGGAUAAAGAAGAACUUUUAACUGGAAAUCAGUUUUGCUUAUGUAAAAACUUUAAAUCAGGCACAAAGUGAGCACCACAGUAUAUCUCCCCCAAAUGCACUGUGCUUCUGCUAGCAGACACCCUGACUGCAAGCAAAUGCUUUUGUUAAUUGAGCGUUAAUGUUAAUUAA
Myiozetetes cayanensis is the source of this 4896-nucleotide messenger RNA. It is a transcript of the gene CFAP69, whose product is annotated as cilia and flagella associated protein 69. Gene Ontology annotation, biological process: positive regulation of flagellated sperm motility; response to odorant; olfactory behavior. Gene Ontology annotation, cellular component: sperm midpiece; non-motile cilium. The record is from RefSeq and is a predicted model, not a curated record. NCBI's taxonomy places the organism in Eukaryota, Metazoa, Chordata, Aves, Passeriformes, Tyrannidae. The transcript has 23 exons. The coding region runs from base 1 to 2829 and encodes 942 amino acids.